AUGACAAAGUUGACAAAGGCACCCCCGCCAGCCUAUCCGGCCAAAUCGAAUACUCCGGGCUCCCUUGCGACCGCUGUGCCAUAUGAGAGUCUGCGACAACAGGCGCAGCCACCCGUGCCAGUCACAACAGCUGUGCUACCCAGUUCAUACAACGAUCCGUUGCCUGACACAAACCCUUUCUCCCCAAAUUUCAGACCCGACUCAAUUUCCAACAAUGCACAAGUCCCUCCUCUCUCCCCAGUUUCGCUUGUCGCUGGAUCACCGCCUCUAAGACGGCUAUCAGAAGCGCCAGUCCAGGCACCCAAGCCGCAGAGACCUGCUGAGCUGAGAAAGUCUGUCAAUCUGCGACGGCUCGAUGGAACGCCAUAUGAAAGUGCACAGGGAGGUCCAGAGAAGGAGAAACCAAAGACAGUCAAGGUAGCGAAGGAUAUGCAUGACGGUGCGCUUCCACCGGUGUACAAACCUCAGGCGACAGAUGCGAUCAUUUCUACUGGAGGCACGACAUCUGCAGCAGAGGCGCAGACAUGUGCCAAGUGUGGGAAGAAAGCCGGCACUCAUGGGACUGGUCACAGCUGCAACCACUGCGAUAAGCGCAGGACCACGGGACGGGCAUCCACUACUUCCACUACGGCUCCUGCCCCGGUGCACGCACCUUCAACACACGCCCGGGCGUUUUCUGAAUCACAGACUUCUCACAGCUCAUCCCGCAUGUCAGAGCAAAGCACAGCAGGUCCUUCAAGCUCACCCACCUCCUCGACCCAUACAAGAUGUUGCACAAAGUGUGGACGAUACAAGCGGCCAAGUUCCGAAGCCAAUCCAUUCGACCAGGGCCGUCCCAAUGGAAGCGGCCCUGCCAGGGCUCCAGUUCCAAUGGCAGCCCAUCCAGCGAUGAGACCCAGCCUCACCAUCCAGCCAAAUGCGCCUGCCAACAACGCGGUUUACCCGAAGAUCGACGUGAUCCCACCGUCCGCAGCCACGUCGAGAGCUGUCAAUUCGCCUUUCUCAGUUUACGGGGACGACUCGCCUCUUGUUGGCCAGGCCAAGAAAGCAGAGUUUCGACUCUUCCGCAACUCGUCGCUCGUACGCUCCUUGUCCCGCCGACUGAGCAAAAAGGACAAGAAUGUUGCCGCUCCAGCACCUCUCCCCAGCCAGCAACUUGCACGACAAAGUGGCGAGCAGUCUGCUGGUAACCUGAUCAACAUGAUCAGCAAUGCGAUGCAAGGGCCCGUGCACGAGCGGGACGGCCAGUACUCGAAACUGGCUGUCGACCGCCCCGAGACGCCUUUCUCUUUCGUUGGCGGGAAAGACGAGGCCGAUGGCUUUGAAAUGGUUAACAUCCGCGGCGACCGUGCUUCAGUCUCAAGCCAUGACAGCUGGUCCAAAGAACCCAUUGCGCCACAAAUCAGUGUCACGCACUCGGACAGCGACAUGUACGCUGGUAUCCCCCAGGACCAUAUCGAUGUCGCUCCCCGGCCCAGAUCGACGGGCCCUCAGCGCUUGGCAGUGGAUGAUGUGAGUCGGCCACCAAUCACUCGAUUCAAGAGCUUGAGAGUGGGUGUUCAAAGGAUGGGCAGUGGUGUCAGCCGGUCUACCAGCUUGAAGAGGCUUGGUAGCUUGAAGACGGUUCACCAUGCUUGGUACGUAGAAGGGUCGGAUGGUAACAACGAGAAUAUCAUUCCUGCUUUCUAA
Molecule: messenger RNA, 1689 nt
Organism: Cladophialophora yegresii CBS 114405
Lineage: Eukaryota; Fungi; Ascomycota; Eurotiomycetes; Chaetothyriales; Herpotrichiellaceae
Exons: 1
Coding region: 1-1689 (562 amino acids)
Source: RefSeq, a predicted model, not a curated record